AUGGCAGGUGACAAGGAGGUCUGUGACUGGGCGUCAGCUGGUGUUCCGUUCCUUGGAGAGGAUGUCACCCGGCGGUCGGGUAUAGGCCCCACGUUAUCGGGGAGGGUCAAGCUGGAGAGGGUACCUGAUGUCGGCGUCUCUCUCCCCAUCCGGCAUACACUGGAGUGUGGGAGAUGCGGUGGAUCCGCUGCCUCCGGUUGCCGAAUAUUUCUCAUAUCACUUGUGACUGGACGUGGGUAUAGAAACUGCAUUCAAAGAUUUGAGAGUAAUGAUACUUUCAUUUGUGUAAAUCGUUUUAACUUGACCAUAAGGAGACUGGUGUUUGAUCUACCCCCCUAUACACAGGAUCUCACUAUAUCAUAUAACACCAUCAACGAGCUGCCUCGUGAUAGUUUUCGAAAUCUAACCCGCCUAAAGUAUCUCCAAUUAGAUAAUAACAAGUUAAGCAUCCUCAAACCCGGAGCUUUCAGUAACUUGACUGUUUUGAAUUACUUGAACUUGUCCUAUAACAACAUAAACAGUCUGUCCAGGGGGGUCUUUGAAGGACUUGAACAUUUAGCAAACCUCUAUCUUCAGCAGAACUCAAUUGCAUUCUUAGACCUUGAUGUCUUUGUCCCACUCUUUAGUUUAAAAAGUCUCAACCUGUCAGAAAACCAAUUGUCCAAUUUCUCAGAAGUCGUUGACUCCAUUCAACCAUUGCAGGAACUAAAGAUUCUUAUGCUGUGCAGUAAUAACAUCAGAUUCUUAAAUCAUAUUAAAAGACUUCCCAGCAAUUUAUCCACAAUUUUCCUUUGCAAAAACAAAUUACAGGAUUUGGAAUGCCACCAUGAAUUAUUUCAAAACACCUCUUAUCUUGACCUCUCAUACAAUAACAUAAGCACAUCCUCCAUGCAAAAUAUAAACCUGAGUAAGGUUAAUUUUCUAUCAGUGGCAUAUAAUCAUUACUUUGAUGUACUGAAAUAUUUGGACAAUUCCACCAUAAAGCCUGAGAACAUUGAUUAUUCUGGAUUAAAUUUAAGCAAUCCCACUAAAUUAAGCCAAGUAUGCCAACAUUUAAGAGGCAGAAACAUUUCUAGCUUAAACUUGCUUGGAAACCAAAUUCAGUACUUGUCGGAAAAUAUUCUCGAAAGCUGCAGCCUGAGUAAAACCGUGGAUUUAUCAAGGAAUAGACUUAAAAACAUGAUUUGUUUGAAGUUCCUGGAACCUCUUAGACUGGAAUCAUUAAUUGUGGAACAUAAUCUCCUGAAGCAACUCAUAAAUUGCUCGGGCGCUCCUAAGUUUCCAAAUCUCAAGUCAAUCUCAUUUAGAUAUAACAGAAUAUGGUCAGUAGAUGCCAACGCAUUUGCCUUUUCUCCUAAUCUAGAAGAACUGAAAUUAAAUAUCAAUAAUAUACUUUUUUUGACUAGUAAUACAUUUUGGGGCUUAACAAAGCUUAAGUCACUGCGCUUGGAUAAUAACUUAAUAACUGAUCUAUACCAAAGCACAUUUAGAAGUUUAAAAGAGCUUACAAGUCUCAAUCUCCGUAAUAAUCGAGUGUCAGUUAUUUUUAAGGACGUGUUCUAUUAUCUAACUAACCUAACUAUCUUGGAUCUUGGCGGUAACAAGAUCACGCAGGUUAAAAUCGGAGCAUUUAAUGGUCUCAAAAGCCUUUCCAAAUUAUACCUUGACAGAAACCAGAUUAAAACAAUUACAGAAGAGACAUUUAGGGAUGUAGCGGUAACAUUACAAGUUCUCGAUCUGAUGGCCAAUCAACUGCGUUUUGAAUCAUCAAGACAGAAUUCCUCUCCCUUUUCAGAACUUCAUAAUGUUUAUGAUCUGAAACUUCAGGCUCAGCAACCAUUUGGUCUAACUGUCGUCCCCAGAAAUUUCUUUAGAGGAUUGACCUCCCUUCAAGCUCUUUAUUUGUCACAAAAUCGGCUUACACAUUUAAGUCCUGAUACAUUUCAUGGACUCAACCAGUUGAGGUACCUCAAUUUGGGAGAUGAUUGCAAUGGCAUCCAAAAUCUCCCACCAGGAAUUUUUAGUAACCUAACCAAUUUACAGGUUUUGGACCUUGAAAACAUGUGCCUACAGACAUUGGACUCGGAAGUCUUUUUAAACCUUACUGGUCUCAGAAGACUCCAGUUGGCCAAGAAUGCUUUAAGGACAAUACAUAUUGACCUAUUACAAAACUUGACCAACUUGCAGUAUCUUGAUUUAUGGAAGUGCCCACUGACAUGCACCUGUGAUAAUGCAGAGCUACAAAACUGGCUGAUAAAGUCUUCACCACAGAUUGUGAAUGUCUAUAAUUUGACAUGUGCCAAUGAUCCAAAUUCUUAUUUUCAUAAUUUUGACACCCGAGUCUGUGAUGUUAUUCUCAAACUAAGACUGUUUUGCUGUAGCUUUGUUUUAGUGUUACUCAUCAUGAUCAUACCAAUUGUCUACAACAAGUCUUACUGGCGCAUCCGAUACAACUACUUCCUUUUCCUUUCUUGGCUGCACGAGCGAUGGAAUUCAGACAAAGAUCUUUAUAAGUAUGAUGCUUUUGUUUCCUACAAUGCCAAGGAUGAAGAAUGGGUGUAUCAGUACAUGUUGCCUAUGCUAGAAAAUAAUAGUUCAUCCAACGGACUUCGUCUUUGUCUUCACCAUCGAGACUUUCAGUUGGGCAGGUACAUCAUAGACAACAUCGUGGAGAGUAUUCACAGUAGUCGAAAAACUCUCUGUGUGGUGAGCAGGAGCUACCUUAAAAGUGAAUGGUGCUCUUUGGAGAUGCAGCUGGCUAGUUAUAAACUGUUUGAUGAAAUGAGGGAUGUUCUUGUCCUGAUAUGUUUGGAGAACAUUCCGGACAGGGAGCUCUCUACCUACCACAGAAUGAGGAAAGUGAUGCUGAAAAAGACAUACAUUCAAUGGCCUAAAGAGCCUGAGGCACAAAAACUUUUUUGGGCUAAACUUAUUAAAGCACUAAAGGGCUCCACUACAGAGGAUGUUGAAGAUUCUUUGUUAAGUACUGAUGAACAAACAACUCUUAUAUCAAGAUGAUUUUAU
Molecule: messenger RNA, 3024 nt
Organism: Nanorana parkeri
Lineage: Eukaryota; Metazoa; Chordata; Amphibia; Anura; Dicroglossidae
Product: toll-like receptor 13
Exons: 2
Coding region: 1-3018 (1005 amino acids)
Biological process (GO): inflammatory response; immune response; toll-like receptor signaling pathway
Cellular component (GO): membrane
Molecular function (GO): transmembrane signaling receptor activity; protein binding
Source: RefSeq, a predicted model, not a curated record